ACUCCUCACAACAAAUUUAGUCAUCUCAUAAAUUAGUGAACACAAGAAAAAAAAAAAACAUUUUUGUUUCAGUUACUCAAAAAAGCACUCAAAGAAAAUGAUGAUGAACAAAGUUGUAUUGGGUUCAAUUCUGUUUUUCAUGUUGGUUAGUUCGAUUCUUGUGGUAGAGGCUCGUCCGUUGGGUUUAACGAAGGCCGAAGAGGAGCUCGUGGCUAAGUUCUUCGAUGGUUUGUCACUUGGGGCGAUCAAGGAGUCGGGUCCUAGCUCUGGUGGUGAGGGUCAUCGGUUCGUGGAUCGAAGUGAGACGCUUGGAUAUGGUAAGCACUCCGGUCCCAGCCCGAGCGGACCCGGUCACUAAUUUCGGACCGGACCAGUUAAGGUGGCUGCUUUGGUCUACCUCCAGAAAUUGAUUUCUUGUUUAAUUUAUUUUUUCAGAUUAAUUUUUCUUUUCAUGCUUAGAACUGAGGAAAAUCAAGAAUUGGUAGAGCCUCAUUUGUUCUCUGUACGAAUAUUCUUUUGUUAAUUAUUGAAAUUUAUUUGAUAAUAUUGUACAAUGUAAUAUAUUGUAAUUAAUUUAUUAUAUAUUCUGAUUAUAUGAAUAAAUUACUGGAUAUUUCUGUU
This is a messenger RNA of Arabidopsis lyrata subsp. lyrata, 621 nucleotides long. RefSeq lists its product as uncharacterized. The coding region runs from base 98 to 358 and encodes 86 amino acids. The transcript has a single exon. Gene Ontology annotation, biological process: innate immune response; regulation of developmental process. The record is from RefSeq and is a predicted model, not a curated record. NCBI's taxonomy places the organism in Eukaryota, Viridiplantae, Streptophyta, Magnoliopsida, Brassicales, Brassicaceae.